AUGGCCACUUUUCUGCAAUAUCGGGCUAUUGGCCAAAGAGUAAAGCAACAAUUUAGCCUCGUGUCGGAAAGCCGACGAACGAUCUUCACCACUCGGAGAUGGUAUGUCUUUAUUGUUGAUUGGAACGAUCCCGAUGACAUCUCAAACCCUCGGAACUGGCCAGACUCACGGAAAUGGACGGCUACUGUUGUGUCGCUCCUCGCGCUCUUGGUCGGAGUGUGCGCUCCGAUUGAAGCACCCAUUGCGGAGCUUGCUGCCCACGAUUUUGGAGUUUCUGAGAUUGUUGAAUCACUCUCAGUCGCGUUGUUUCUAGCAGGCAUGGGCUUUGGUGCUCUAGUCGCAGGUCCCUUUUCAGAAGUACUGGGCAGGUCAGGGACUUAUACAGUCACACUUCUGCUCAUGUGUAUCUGGCUGAUGGCCUCGCCGGUAUCGCAACAUAUUGCACCGCGCCUAGUGUUUCGGUUUCUGGGCGGCUUUUCUGGCGCGGCCCUUCUCGUGUGCUCUGGUGGUACUAUUUCGGACUUGUGGUCACCGACAGACAGGACAUUCCCCUUUUUGUUCUUUGCUAUCGUUGGAUUCGGCACGCCAGCUUUGGGCCCGGUAUUCUCUGCAUGGAUCCCCAACUCACCACAUCUUCAUACGUGGAGAUGGGCUGAAUGGGUUGCACUCUUGUUCAGUGGUGUCGUGUUCAUCAUCCUAUUGACGUUUCAGCCCGAAACAUAUUCGCCUCUCCUGCUAUCAUGGAAAGCGAGGCAUCUACGAAAUAUCACCGGAGAGGGACGUUACCGCGCCCGACAUGAGCUCGACAAGAUACGGCUACCUCAGCGGCUAAGGUUGGCCUGCACUAGGCCUUUCAUCAUGGCUUGGAAUGAGCUGACGAUCAAACUUGCUUCACUCUACCUCUCUUUCGUUUACAUUGUUCUCUUCACUUUCUUCGAUGGUUACCCAACCAUAUUCCAAGAAACCUACGGUCUUUCGACUGGUAUGACCUUCACAUUGUUGGCUGGUAUCACAGUCGGCGCCGCGUGCACAGCAAUUCUCGGUCCCAUCGUACAUAGGAAGAGCGUAGCAACUAAAAAAUCUACAGAACAGGAGUCGCCGUGUGUAGAUCCAGCCUCGCGGCUUUGGUUUGCGAUGUUGGCAGCUCCAGGUCUUCCCAUAUCUCUGUUCUGGAUGGGUUGGACAGCUUUUUCAUCCAUCUCAAUCUGGUCGCCACUUGCAGCUUCGGUUCUCUUCGGCUUCAGCAUCACUGGGAUUUUUAUUGGAGUUUCCAUGUAUAUCAUAGAUGUAUAUGCCCGUUUCGCAGCGUCGGCUAUGGUAUUUACUUACCUAGCUCGAUACCUUGCCGCGGCUGCAAUGACUGUUGUUGGGAUACCUCUUUACGACAAUGUUGGGAGGCAUUGGACUCUGACGUUGUUGGGAUGCAUCAGCGUCAUUCUGACGCCUCUUCCUUACAUCUUCUUCAGGUUCGAUUCUGCUCUACAGAAGAACAGCAGUUUCAUGACCUAG
This is a messenger RNA of Fusarium redolens, 1509 nucleotides long. RefSeq names its product major facilitator superfamily domain-containing protein. Gene Ontology annotation, molecular function: transmembrane transporter activity. Gene Ontology annotation, biological process: transmembrane transport. The coding region runs from base 1 to 1509 and encodes 502 amino acids. The record is from RefSeq and is a predicted model, not a curated record. The transcript has 2 exons. Lineage: Eukaryota; Fungi; Ascomycota; Sordariomycetes; Hypocreales; Nectriaceae.